Molecule: messenger RNA, 2700 nt
Organism: Arachis ipaensis
Lineage: Eukaryota; Viridiplantae; Streptophyta; Magnoliopsida; Fabales; Fabaceae
Source: RefSeq, a predicted model, not a curated record
CUAAACCAGCUCUCAUCGUAAAAUCUUUUUUUCUCUUUCGCAAUUGAGACUGAAACCUGGGCAUCGCAUCUUCUUUUUCUUCUUUACUACUCUGUACUCUCCAACACCAUUCACCAUUCAUAAGUAACCACGAACCAGAAAAUGUCGCCGUGCAAGCCAGAGCUUCCCUUUCUGGACAAGCCCCUGCCGCCGCUCGCAGAAUGAGAAGAUUUUAUAUGGGACAUCCUCAUAUAAAUCCAAGAUACGAGUAACACCAAAAGGGAUAAGCCAGUAACGAUGCAAGAUAAUCCCUAUGCAUAUCACUUAGGGAAACACCCUUAAAUGGACCAAAUGCUUUUCAUUGAAGGGAAGCCAAAAGGUUGAUAAAAAAAACCUGUGGAAUCACUGUCUGAACUUGAGGAAUAAUUGUAAUUGGCUCAAAAACUGACAAAUUGCUCUUGUUGAAUCUUAAAAAAGGUAAAAUCUUACAAGUUCUUGAAUAUAUCUUGCAGCUUUAGUAGUUUGUGGCUUUGUGCUACUAUUCUCUGUGCAAAACAGCUGAAGAAAUGUUUAAUAACUCUAGAACUUAGAUGGUUUUUACAUUAUAGCUGUGAUUUCUGUGAGCUUUCAAACUGCAGAUUACUCGAAUUGCAAUCCCUGUCUGCCUACUUUGUUUGAGGAACUUUUUAAAUCUUCUAUUUUUUAUCAUCCCACUUUUAUUUUGUGAAAGAACCUUUUUUUUGUCCAUCUAAAUAUAAUUUGUGAGCAGAACAUGAGUAGCAUUAGACAGCAUCCCCUUGGGGGCGGGGGACAUCAAUUAUUGGACUAUCUGAAGCGCAUGCAAGCAGAGAAUCCAGCCUUCUUUUAUGCAGUCCAGAAUGAUAAUGAUCACUCGGCUGGUAAUAUAUUUUGGGCCGAUGCAACAUCUAGAGUGAACUACUCUAAUUUUGGAGAUGCUAUUAUAUUGGACACCACCUAUAAGACUAACCGGUAUCGGAUGCCAUUUGCCUCUUUCACCGGAUUUAAUCAUCAUGGCCUACCGGUGUUAUUUGGUUGUGCAUUGAUUUUAAAUGAAGCUGAAUCUUCAUAUAUAUGGCUAUUUAGGACUUUUCUCCAAGCCAUGUCUGGUCACUAUCCUGUCUCCAUUACAACAGAUUUUGAUCCUUUAAUACAAGUGGCUGUUGCGCAGGUUCUCCCUCCAACUCGCCAUAGGGUGUCUACAGGGAGCAUAUUCAGAGAGACCCGAGAGAGACUGGCACAUCUAUGGCCAUCCAAUCCUGAUUUUGAAACAGAUUUUCGGAAAUGUGUUAAUGAGAGUGAGACGAUUGAUGAGUUUGAGUCUUAUUGGCCAUCACUGUUGGAAAAAUACUGCGUCAUGGAUAAUGAAUGGCUUCAAUCCAUGUAUAAUGCACGGCAUCAUUGGGUUCCUGUCUACUUGCAGGAUACUUUCUUUGGGGAGAUUUCUAUAAUGGACAAAAAUGAAUGUUUGAAUGCAUUCUUUGAUGGAUAUGUGAAUGCUUCCACAACCAUACAGUUAUUGGUUAGACAAUAUGAGAAAGCUGUAUUAGCUUGGCAUGAAAGGGAAUUAAAAGCAGAUUAUGACACCAUUAACACUAACCCACUUUUAAAAACACCAUCUCCUAUGGAAAAACAAGCUGCAAGUCUUUAUACAAGAAAGAUAUUCUUGAAAUUUCAGGAUGAGUUUAUAGAGACUAUGGCUAAUCCUGCUACAAAAAUUGAAGAUUCAGGAACUAUCACUACUUACCGAGUUGCUAAAUUUGGAGAGAAGACUAAAUCUCAAAUCGUUACUUUUAACUCUUUUGAGAUGAAAGCUAGUUGCAGCUGUCUGAUGUUUGAAUAUUCAGGAACUAUUUGUAGGCAUAUAUUAUCAGUUUUCAGGGCCAAGAAUGUUCUGAGACUUCCAUCUCAGUAUGUUUUGAAACGAUGGACAAGGAACGCAAAAGCUGGUGGCUUUUCAGAUGAACAUGCUUCUGAGUUCCCAAGCAGUUCUGGUGACAGUGUAACAGUUCGUUACAACAACCUGCGACAAGAAGCAAUCAGAUAUGUAGAAGAAGGUGCAAAAUCCAUCCAAAUCUAUCAUGUUGCAAUGAAAGCUUUGAAUGAAGCUGUUAAGAAGGUUGCUGCUGUAAAAAGUCAAAGUAUAGGAACUGCAGGGGGAGAUACAGUCUCUAAUGGAGAAAGGGAUGAAUUAAUCGCAGCAGAUGAAGAUGUACAUAGCUAUCAAUCUGCGGAGGAGAAGCAAAAGAAGAUCCGAGAGUUGACUGCCGAGUUAGAGACCACAAAUCAACGAUGCGAAGUUUAUAGGGCAAACCUGCUGGCUGUGCUAAGGGAUAUGGAAGAACAAAAGAUGAACCUAUCUGUUAAGGUCCAAAAUGCAAGACUUAGUUUGAAAGAGUGACUGCAUUCUUUUGCAGUGUAGGAACACACCCAACAAAACAUGUAGGUGGAAUGUAUUAUUGUGAAGUAGUGUAAUACUUGUGAAAGUGGGGUUAAUUUUUCAGUUCAAGACUCUUAAGGCAUGGAUUUUCAAUGUUUCAAUGUUCAGUUUUUUUGUUGUUCAUAUCAUUUGUUGUAUAUUUUGCAUCUGUUUUGUGUAGUCAUUUGUUUGUGCUUGGCUUUCUUUUUGUAUAAUAUUUCCUCUGAAUGUUCUUCAGAACCAUAGGGAGGGAAGAGAAGAAAAAUGAAGCAGCAGUUACCUUA